Molecule: messenger RNA, 3045 nt
Organism: Exophiala dermatitidis NIH/UT8656
Lineage: Eukaryota; Fungi; Ascomycota; Eurotiomycetes; Chaetothyriales; Herpotrichiellaceae
Product: guanine nucleotide binding protein
Exons: 3
Coding region: 887-1963 (358 amino acids)
Biological process (GO): G protein-coupled receptor signaling pathway
Cellular component (GO): heterotrimeric G-protein complex
Molecular function (GO): GTPase activity; GTP binding; G-protein beta/gamma-subunit complex binding
Source: RefSeq, a predicted model, not a curated record
CGCACCCUUUCCCAGCACCACGCUUCCUUCUAUAAUAAGCCUGAGAUAUUAGAUAGAAGCAUGGUAUCCCGUCCGAGUCUCUUUCUUCUCCAGACUCUAGGCUGGCCGACUAGUUCAGCCUCAGGUUCAUUCAACCCCUAAAUCUCUGAGGCUGUCGCAUGGGCGUGUCCAUGUCCGUGGCCGUGCCUGGCCUGAAUUGUCGCGCUCUACUACUGGGCAGCCCACUGCGUCCGUCCCCUUUAGCCCUCCACUUGGUGGCCUGCGGGCGGCAGGGAUGAUCUGGAUGAGCUGGAGGAGCAACUCAUGAUCCGGCCUGAAAUGAUCUGCCAGUCGCGCUAUGGGCCUGUCGGAUCCUGCCUGGCGUGGUGACCCCAUGUCCAAAGGAGCCUAUGCCCGUUGUUCCCCGGGCCACUUAUCUCAACUGGGGCCAUGUUAGCUGCACUGACAGAGGGGCCCUGGUUGCAGUACAUUGCACCAGUCAACUUCAGCGUGCCUCCAGUGCCUCCAUGCUCUUCUGCAUACUGCUAAUUGUCCACGACCUGAGCCAGCAUCUCCUGAUCCAGCUCGUCUGCUUCGUUCUGCCACCUGCGAACAGUGUCAUCGGAGAAUCUCAGACGUCAAAUGCGUCUGCGGUGGCAAAGAAACUACAUCGCCAACUGCAUUGUCUCCCGUCAUCGGGCUGCUCAAACCUCGCCUCCCGUGCCGAUACACUGACUCUCCUUUCGUCUGCGCGUUUCCUCCUUCCGGCGCCGACAUUGCUCGGUCAAGAAUGAGAGAUAUCUCCAAGCCUCAUUGCGCAUCUGAUUGAGGGCUUUGACACCCACCGCAACCCAAUCAACCGAUAUCUUCCUUCCGCCGGCCUCGAUCAAGCUAUCGUGGAGCCAUAAUGGGGUGUACCGGUUCUAGAAUAGAACCUCAAGAGAGGGAAUCCAGUGCACGAAAUGCGAAGAUCGAGCGCCAGUUGCGACAUGACAGAAAAACAUAUGCACGGACCGUCAAGAUCUUGCUAUUAGGUGCGGGAGAGUCGGGCAAAUCCACCAUAAUCAAACAAAUGCGCAUCAUCCAUUCUAGGGGAUUUCAGGAUGAUGAGAGAGUGCAAAUCCGAGCGGUUAUCUACUCCAACGUCGUCAUCGCGUUUCGCAUAUUAUAUGAGAUCAUGCAGGAUGAGAAGAUCGACUUCGAAGACGAAGCCAACGAGGCUCAUGCCGAAUUCCUUGACUCUAUCCCGUCCGACGUGGAUGCCCACGAUGCCUUUCGCGACAAGAGAGUCAAAGAAGCCAUGCUCACCAUGUGGAAGGAUGCUGGUGUCCAGAAGGCAGUGGCCAAAGGUCAUGAAUUCGCCCUGCAUGACAACCUCAGCUACUACUUCCAGAACAUCAACCGCAUGUUCGAACCUGACUGGAUCCCCGAUGACCAGGACAUAUUGCAUGCUCGACUGCGUACCACUGGCAUUACCGAGACCGUUUUCGAGCUUCGAGACCUGACUUUCCGCAUGAUGGAUGUUGGAGGACAGAGAUCCGAACGCAAGAAAUGGAUUCAUUGCUUUGAAGGUGUCCAAUGUCUGUUGUUCAUGGCUGCUAUGUCCGGAUAUGACCAAUGUCUCGUGGAAGACGCAAAUGCCAAUCAGAUGCACGAGGCAAUGAUGCUUUUUGAGUCUUUGGUCAAUGGCCAAUGGUUCAAGGACAAGCCGAUCAUCCUUUUCCUCAACAAAAUCGACCUGUUUCGUGAGAAAUUGCCCAUUUCUCCCAUCUCAGUACACUUCCCGGACUACACCGGAGGCGAUGCUGAUGAGAAUGCCGCAAAGGAGUUCUUUGCCAACAAAUUCCGAGCCCUUAAUCGAAACAGCAACCGAGAAAUCUACAUUCACUUCACAAACGCCACUGACACCAACCUGCUCAAAGCCACCAUGGAAGAUGUACAGGAUAUUCUAAUCCAGAAGAACCUUCAACGACUUGUGUUGUGAUGAGACUGGGCAUGAGUUCUUCGCACAACGUCAGCUCUCCGGUUGUUCUUGGUGGACAUGUCGAAUUCUUGUCUAGAGCCCGGAGAGGUGAGACCCAACAACUGUUCCAGCCUGCGUCGCACUUCGUCGGCCUUUUUCGUCAUCCAGGCAUGGCGAUGUCUUCCCUUGUCAAACAACCCAUCGUCUCUCUUUCCCAUGAACCAGAAUUCUUCUCAGAGAGGAAACCGUCGGCCCAACCCGUCAAUCUUUGCUUGAUUCCCCCCUUUAAAACAGCGUCGGCGAAAUCGGAGUGCAGGCAGCGGGUGACAUAUGCGCUUGUUAUCAUUUUCAAAAAAUGAGCGAACAAUCGGACGGACUUUCGAGAGCAAAAGAGAAGGAUGCUCUCAGAGAAAACGGUGCUCUCGUACAAAGUGUCACAUUCGGGGCCGGGUCCUGUGUUUGUGCACAUAAUUCCAGGGUUGUGUUUGUUUUCCCCUUCUUCGAUUCCCCUUACCCGCAGAAUUCUACGAGCUUGAUGACGGUUGAUGAGAGUGUCUCCCUUUCCCGGAGCUGGUUACACACCUGUGGCUGCAGUCUUGUUCGUUUUUGCAGUUGUUUCGAGUCGGACUUUGUGGGCGGCAGAGAGGCGGCGGAAAGGCGAGGUUGAGCGUUCCUGUGGGUGGCUUGUGGUCGGGUGCCAGUGUGUGGAUCAUGGAAUUUACUGAGCUGCGAGAGGCUGCGAACGGAGAGACUGUUCACGGGUAUGCUGUUCAAGACUUGAAGCUGGCUGUCUGUUCUAUGCCGGGCAAUUCUGCGAAAGAAGACGGCCACGAGACGUCAUUGAAAGACACAUUGAGAAGGACAGAGAACAAUGAAUGAUCCACGCCAUAAGAAACUCAAGACGUAAGACUCAACAAUUAGAAGGAUGACUACUAGUAGCAUGCUGUAACGUUGGUCUCUUAUCUCGCUGCACCAAGUAGGGAAGUUUGCAUUUGACCUGUGGUCUGUUUUCCUUUCCUUUUCCAGGUCGCACAGCACGAAAAGAUAAUUCCGUAUCAGACUCAAACGCACGCUCGACCCACAUAUGUCCAAACACCCAAGUA